GACGAAGUACCUCCAAUUACGAUACCUUUGGGGCAUCAGACGAGCACGAAUAGUCUGUUGACGCUGCCACAGAUGCGUCCCUUGGUGGGUGACUAUCUUGAGGACUUCUUCUUCCGGAUCGAGGAGAGCAGAGCACCACCUCUGGCGAUGGAUUUUAUGGCCACAUGCAGGCUCGAUAAUACGAAGCAUCUUGACAGAGCAGUCACAGAUGAUUAUCUUAGUAGCUUUCUCGCCUUGGUACAUGCCUUCCACCCCAUCUUUGAUCGCGACGAUCUCAUCUUGAAUUACGAGGUGGUCAUGAGGGAAGGCUUGAGCUCUGACAUCAGGUCGGCCUUGAUCCUUGCCAUCUUAGCCCUCGGAGCAACUGCCUCGGAUGCAAUCGAUCACGGGGAGAAUGAAAAUACUGGCGAUGCCUGCAUGCAGAGGGCGCUCCGGCUCCUGAUGCCGGCGUGGACAGUCUCGUAUAGCGGCAACAUCCAGCUGUCACAGGGGUUGAUCUUGUGUGCGCUGUACUUUACGUAUGUGGUGCAGCCGUUGACGGCGUGGAGGCUGAUACAUAUGGCGUCGACGAGUAUACAGCAGCUUUUGAUUCGUAGGUGCAAGGAUAUCUUGUCGGGUCAGGCUGAGAUUCAGGAACUGACACGGCUAAGCUGGGUGUGCUUUGUUAUUGAAAGUAACCGAACCAGUGAUAUCCUCGCCGAGUUUCACCAGCCUAGGAGUGGCAUUGAUGUCCUUGUUGAUCGCAUGCCCUUCCCCAACUACGGCUCCAAUCCUAAGCCUGAGCAUCUUUGCGUUUUGGCCGAGAUAUCGGCCCGGUCUCUUCUCAAUCGCAUGCAUCACGCCAUUUACUUUACUGAUAGUCUUACGAUAUACGCUGGUCGCGCCCUCGACUCGAUCACGUCUUCCCAGCCAGCUCACCCACAGCCAGAUGAUUCUCUCCUGCGAGUGUGCAAAGAACUGAAUUCGCAGCUCGAUAUAUGGUACGAUGCUCUACCGGUUGACAUCAAACCCGACUUGUUUGAGCGCACGCCGGGAAAUAAGCAGGCAUGCAUCCUGCGGCUGCGGUUCUGGUCUGCGAAGCAAUGCAUCUUCCGGCCGUUUGUGAUCCACGCCACGUCGUCGCAGUAUGAAAAGAACGAGAUGGAGGUACCUUCGGCGGUGGUGAAUCAGUGCAAGGUGUGUCUGGCAGCUUGCAGAGGUUUCCUCCGCGCGGCGAUAUAUCUGCUUUCGGAGAGGACGCCCUAUACUUAUAGCUCGCUGCAG
This is a messenger RNA of Trichoderma virens Gv29-8, 1263 nucleotides long. RefSeq lists its product as uncharacterized. NCBI's taxonomy places the organism in Eukaryota, Fungi, Ascomycota, Sordariomycetes, Hypocreales, Hypocreaceae. The annotation marks the transcript as partial. The transcript has 3 exons. Gene Ontology annotation, molecular function: DNA binding; zinc ion binding. The record is from RefSeq and is a predicted model, not a curated record. Gene Ontology annotation, biological process: DNA-templated transcription.